This is a messenger RNA of Panonychus citri (citrus red mite), 2925 nucleotides long. RefSeq names its product exosome complex exonuclease RRP44-like (gene Dis3). Gene Ontology annotation, molecular function: endonuclease activity; RNA binding; 3'-5'-RNA exonuclease activity. Gene Ontology annotation, cellular component: nuclear exosome (RNase complex); cytoplasmic exosome (RNase complex). NCBI's taxonomy places the organism in Eukaryota, Metazoa, Arthropoda, Arachnida, Trombidiformes, Tetranychidae. The record is from RefSeq and is a predicted model, not a curated record. Gene Ontology annotation, biological process: rRNA catabolic process.
UGUGUUGAACAAUCAAUUAGAUGUACUUGGUAGCAGUUCAUUUGGUGAAAAUAUUGUCAUUUUUAAAACGGAUUUUAAUGAGAUCCGGUCAAGCAAUUUAUCACUUUUCAAACGAUUAGUUGAUGUUAGAGAGAUGAAAAAUUUUUACCUCUUUGAAAAUCAAUUCAAUGAAAAUACUUUCAGGGAAAGAACACCCAAAGAAUCAAGAGAUGAAUAUAUUUACCGAUUAACAAUAAUCGCUGUUAAAUGGUAUGAGAAUCAUGUUGGAAAAAAGUGUAAACCAAUUUUAAUUGUUAACGAUGAGAAAACCAAAUCAAAAGCAAUCGCCGAUGGAGUUACUUGUUAUACUAUUGGAGAGUAUGUUGAAAGUUUACAUGAUAAUGUUGAACUUUUGGAUAAAAUUGUAAGAUUGGACGAUGAACCGAUGGAAACUGAUCAACAAUCAAUUGGAUCAACGAAAAAAUCAAAAUUCUUGUAUACAGAACAUGUUCCGUUAACAUUAAUCCAGAAAGGAAUCAAAGAUGGAAAAUACUAUCAAUGUAAAUUCAACACUAAUCGUGACAAUUAUCUGGAAGGAUCAGCUCAUAUUACUCUGAAUGGUGAAUCUGUAGUUUUAAUUAGUGGCCGUGAGAAUAUAAAUCGAGCUGUUAAUGAUGAUAUUGUCGCAAUUGAAUUGGCACCCAAAGAGGAAUGGAAAAGUAAAUCAGAUUUCGUGUUAACAGCUGAUCUAUUAACUGAAGACAAAGAUGAAAAUGAACCUGAAACCGGUAAAUUGGAAGCAACGGAAAAUGAGACUGAUCAAAGUGCUGAUGGACUUUUAAAAAGGCCAACGGGUAAAGUGGUCGGAAUCAUUAAACGCAAUUGGCGGCAAUAUUGUGGCAUAAUUAGGGAGAGAGAUGCUGUUAUUAUGAAAAACACUUUGCUAACUAGUCACUUUUUUGUACCAAUCGAUAGACGUAUACCAAUGAUUAGAAUUGAAACUCGUCAAUAUGAUACAUUGAAAAGUCAGCGAAUUGUUGUCGCAAUUGAUAACUGGCCAAGAGAUUCCAAAUUUCCCAGAGGUCAUUAUGUGCGAGCUUUAGGUCCAAUUGGAGAUAAAGAGACGGAAAACGAGAUUCUCCUAUUAGAACAUGAUAUUCCUCAUUUAUCAUUUUCCAAAGCGGUCAUGAAAUGUUUACCUAAUCCAGAUGAAUGGUCAAUUUCACCGGAAGAAAUUAGCAAACGGCAAGACUUUAGAUCCAAACCAAUCUGUUCCGUUGAUCCACCGGGAUGUACCGAUAUUGACGAUGCCUUACAUUGUAUUGAUUUGGGUGAAAAUUUGUUCGAAGUUGGUGUUCACAUUGCCGAUGUUUCUUCAUUUGUACUUCCCAACACAGCUUUGGACAUUGAAGCGGCCAAUCGAGGGACAACCGUUUAUCUAGUUGACAAUAGGAUAGACAUGAUACCCACCGUGUUGAGUUCAAACUUGUGCUCAUUAAUGGAGGCUCGAGAUCGUUUAACUUUCAGUAUUAUUUGGAAGAUGAAUAGUAAAACCGCUCAAGUAGUUGAUACACAAUUCUGUAAAUCAAUUAUAAAAUCUCGUGCUGCAUUGACCUACGCUGAAGCUCAGCUUCGAAUUGAUUCCAAAAAUAUGACCGAUGAAGUGACUAAAGGAUUGAGAAGAUUAAAUAAUUUGGCAAAAAAACUCAAGCAAAAACGUCUCGAUAAUGGAGCGUUGGUUUUAGCUUCUAUGGGUGAGGUUAAAUUUAUCGACGUGGACUCGGAAACGGCGGAUAAUGUUACCAAAAUUGAAUCGAAACAACUUCAAGAUACUAAUUCAAUGGUGGAAGAGUUCAUGUUGUUGGCCAACAUUUCGGUGGCCGAGAAACUUUACCAAGAAGUACCACAAUUGGCGCUACUUCGUCACCAUCCCAAACCAAGUCCAGCCAAUUUUGAUGAGCUUGUUCAAGCAGCUAAAUCACACGGAUUCGAGAUGGACGUUAAAGACGGCAAAUCCCUAUCGAAGUCACUCUCACUUGCCAAAGAUCCUAAAAAUUCAUUUCUUAAUUUAAUGAUCAGAAUGAUUACCACUCGAUGUAUGACCCAAGCCCAAUACUUUUGUUCUGGUAAAAUGGCCGAUCCAGAAAAUAAUUUCAUCCAUUUUGGUUUAGCUACACCAAUUUACACUCAUUUCACUUCACCCAUUCGUCGAUAUGCUGACCUGAUUGUACAUAGACUGUUAAGCCAUGUCAUUGGUGACACUAAUUUAGAUCCAGUACUGACCAAUUCCAAUAAGAUUGAAAGUCUUUGUGAAAACAUCAACUACCGACAUCAUCAAGCCCAAUUAGCAAGUCGAGCGUCAAUCAAGUUACACACUUUAAUUCACAUUCGAAGUGCGAAAAAGCCACUAACCGAAGAUGGUUACAUAUUAUUUGUUCGUAAAAAUGCCUUACAAAUUUUAGUCCCUCGAUUAGCAUUCGAAGCAACUUAUUUCUUUGAUAAUCUAACCGAUUGGGAAUACGAUGGAAUGACCUGUAGUGUAAAGUUCGCAAAGGACAACAUAACAUUGAAACAAUUUGAUCCGGUUAAAAUUAAACUCUCACUAAUUGACAAAAGUAACGAGUUUCGUAAAGGAGUUGAAGUGAUUCAUGUCCAACUGAUUCAACCAUUGAUUCAGUUAAAUGAAACUCAAGUUUCACCAUCAACAUGAUGCUAAUCAUUGGAAACUUUUUCAUAAAUAAACUUGGACAAUUUGUAUCAAUAACUUACAUGUAAUAAUAAUUUACUUGAUUGAUGAUGAUAGUUUAUUAUCUUCAAUGACAAUCAGUAUUUUUCCAACUAACAAUUAACAAUAUCCCAUUAAACUGAACGAAUCCUUUACCAAAUUUGUGACAGUUUUUCAAUCACUUGAUGAAAAUUAAAUGUCUUCUAAAUAUUUUCUCGUUA